CCUGCGGGCGGACCGGAUUCACCACUCGUAAGCCCACACUCACGCCUCAUUCAGCCUCGCCUGACUCCUGCGAAGGAUGUGGUCUCGUGUCUAGGAGAGGAACGAUUUCUGAGGAACACGGCAGAGAAGAUCGUUCGUUGUACUUCGCUUCCAAAACUAAAAAAGAAAAGAAAAAGGUGUAGAAGAUCCUAUGAACGUUGUCGGGCACUCGAGGAAACGUUGAACUGAUUAUUUUUAUGGAAACGUUCGCGUGAGACAAGUGUUGCCUGAAAGUCUCGACGUAAAGAACAAAUUGUUGUACCAAAGCAGAUGAACGCUGAACAAAGAAUGUAAGUGAUAAUGCAUUAUAAAAUAGCAACCUAGAAAAAAUGUGCGCCACUAGAACUUCGAUAACUUACCCAUCAUUUCACAAGUAAGAGACAUUCAUGUGGUGAUUUCCUGACAAUUUAACAGAAGUUGAGUGGAAAUCAUUCACAGGGAAAUUCAACAGAGCAGUAGAAUCAAGAAAAAGAAAUUUGAUUAUCACAAGACUGGCUUCUAGAAACACCGGAUCAAGAUGACUUCAGCCUGGAACCGACGAAUGAAGCUAAUCCUAACGGUAGGCCUACUUAGCUUCGUCCUGCUCGCCGCCCUGAUCGUCGACCAGGCAACGAAGUCUGAGUUCAAGAAUUCGGAUGAAGUCGCGAGAAAAGAGGCUAUUUUGGACUCCAGAGAUCUGAUGAAGAGGCUGACCGAUCUGGAAGAAGAUAGGCGAGAGACUAGACAUCUUUUGAAUCUUCUGUUUUGCCGCGUCUUGAAGGUGCUGCCAUCUGGCGGCUUCUGCCUCGACUCCAAGAGACUUUUCAGCGGCGGGAACGAGAUGUGGGACGGCGAGCUGUGCAAGGCGCUGGAGGAGCUGUUCGGGUACUCGAGCGUGGGGGACUUCGGCGCCGGCCUGGGCCACUACGGCCGCUGCUUCCUUCGGCACCACGAAAACCUCAUUCAGCACGAGAACCGCGUCGAACAGCUCAGGAUGUCGACGACCUACAAGUCGGAGAUGAGGAAGGCCGGGCUCUUGAAGGCGCCGCAGGUCAUUAAGUCGUGGAAUGGUUGGGACGGCGCGGCGAACAUCGGCGUCCUGAGCAAGGGCAUGAUCGAGUCGCUUGACCUGGCUGACCCCGUCGACCUACAGAGGCGCUUCGACUGGGUCAUGAGCAUCGAGGUGGGCGAGCACAUCCCUGCCAAGGCCGAGGGCGUCUUCAUGGAUAACCUCGCCAGACAUGCUUGCAAAGGUGUGGUGCUGUCGUGGGCGGUGCCAGGUCAGGACGGUCACAACCACGUGAACACGAGGUCGAACGAGUACGUCAAAUCCAAGAUGGCGGACAGAGGCUUAGUGGCAGACGUCGAGACAGAGAAACGCAUUCGAAAAGCUGUGAAAAUUGGGUGGUUUAAGGACACGAUCAUGGUUUUCCGGUUCCCAAAAGAGAGAUGUUGAAGACUGAUGUUCAUGAGUGAAUUUCUGGCGAUAAGUUGAACAGCUUCUUGUAUAUGUUUUAGAGAUGUGAAAACGUUUAUAUGUUAUCUAGAUUUUGAUAGAAUAUUUAUAUGUGGCUGUGAUAUUGUGUGAUUAAUGUGUUCAUCACACACACACACACACACACACACACACACACACACACACACACACACACACACACACACACACACACACACACACAUUGUAAGUAUGUCAUGCGAUGAAGUCAUCAAAACCGGCGAAAAUAGCAGUGCAGCCAAAGCAGAUGCUAGUUUCAGCCUUCUGAGUAAAGCGCAUAUUUAACGGCAAGACAUUUCAAGAUGUCUUCAAAAAUCUCGAAUCUUCUUGCUCAUAUUUGUUUUUGAUGGAACAUAUUGGUCAGAUGUCUUGGUCUGGUUUCGUAACCAAGCCAAGCAUUUUCAAGCUACUUCCAGAUGAAGCUUGCUACAGUUUCACGACGUCACAAUAGUAAAUAAACCGCCAACAUGGCCGACAGAAAAUGAAUAACGAUGGAAUUCUCUUGAUAAUUUACUUAUUUUGUUACCAAUAGGCGAUGUUAUUGACUAGCAAGUUGUUGUCAUAUCUGUGCCCACCAGUAUACUGAUAGCACUUUUAAUCUCUGGAUGAUAAGUACUAGCUACUGAAAACUGUUUUACGGCCCUCCAAGGGAUGUUCAAAGUGCGUUUAUAUAUAUCUGUUAUUUUCAUUUUAAACUCGUGGUUUGAAAGACCGAUUUUUGCUCUGAAUGAUGAAGAUUAGACAUUUUAAAUUGUUGUUCUAAAGUGUGUGGACGAUUUUUUUUUUUAUCGUACCGUUUGUGCUACAUGUGAUUAUUUGACAUUCCAACUUCGUUAAUCUUCUACAGCAAAUGUAAAAUCAAGGAAAGGGAUUUCUUGAUCGGCAAUUUCACUGUCAUUAAUAACAGCGUCCAGUCUGUUUUUUCCCGAAUGAUUCUGUCACCCGCCAUGAAGGAGAAUAAGUCAUCUCAUAUUUUGGCAGUUUGUUUAUAUUGAUAGCAAGCUGUGUUGGGACUGUUUUGACGAUUUCGGCAAGGCCAAGCAAACCAAACCAUAGCUUGCUCGCGUUUCUCAUUAAAAAUGCACUCAUUUAGUGUAAAUGAUCGCUCGUACCUCGCACAGCUCAAGGAUUUCGCAAACUUAUACGCAUGUGUGCAUAAGAUGGACCUCUGUCUGAAAUGAUGGAAAAAUAAAACCGAUAACUAAAGGCCGUGUCGCACUAGCACUUUUUCCGUCAAUUUUUAGACAAUUUUAUUUAACAUAAAUACAAACAUUCUCGAAUAUAGCUCUUGA
Penaeus vannamei (Pacific white shrimp) is the source of this 2805-nucleotide messenger RNA. RefSeq lists its product as uncharacterized. NCBI's taxonomy places the organism in Eukaryota, Metazoa, Arthropoda, Malacostraca, Decapoda, Penaeidae. The record is from RefSeq and is a predicted model, not a curated record.